CCUGAGCCUAUAAGGUUUUGAUGUCGCAACCAAAAAUUCUCAAGACAACAUAUAGCGGUGUUCCGGUUUAUGAGUAUGUUGUGAAAGGCAUUGCUGUAAUGCGACGGUACUCAGAUUCAUAUAUCAAUGCAACUCAGAUCCUUAAAGUUGCGGAUUUUGAUAAACCUCAGCGCACACGAAUUUUGGAACGGGAAGUACAAAAAGGAGAGCACGAAAAGGUUCAAGGAGGUUACGGAAAAUAUCAAGGAACUUGGAUUCCUCUUUCUAGGGCGUUGGAGCUUGCUCAGCAAUAUAAAGUUGAAGAUUUAUUAAAACCGAUUUUAGAUUGUCAACCCAAUACGAAAAGUCCACCUGUACCUAAACAGAUUACUUCAACAUCUAAAAGAACGCCUCAAUCAACACCAACACAAAAACUAUUGCGUACACCAAAAAAGCAUAUUCCAACUGAUGAAGAUCUUAGUUCCAUUUCAAUGGAUGACUCAGUAUCUAUUGAAACACAUAGUACUCAAAGCAACUUAGAAUCCGAAGUAUCUGCAAUUAAUUCAGAAUUAGAUGGAGGAAUCGGAAAUAGAAAAAGAAAAUAUACGCAGCUGCAAAAUUUUAAUAAUGACAAACAAUUUAAUAAAUAUAGCGAAGCAUUACUUGAUUUUUUUAUGUCAUCAAACCAUCAGAGUUUACCAGACUUUCUCAUCCAUUGUCCAAGUGAUUUCAAUGCUAAUUCUAUUAUCGAUGAAGAAGGACAUACAGCAUUGCACUGGGCAUGUGCGAUGGGUCAUUUACGUGUUGUUGAGACACUCCUUGAUGCAGGUGCCAAUAUAUCUACAGUUAAUUUGCAAGGACAGACAGCACUUAUGAGGUCUGUUUUAUUUACAAAUAAUUAUGAUUUGAAGUCAUUUCCACAACUUAUGCAUAUUUUACAACCUACAAUACAUUUAUCAGACAAAUUUUCUCAGACUGUUUUUCACCAUAUAGCUUCAACAACAACCUCUCGUUCUAAAUUAUUAGCAGCUAAAUAUUAUGCAGAAACAAUAUUAAAUCGACUAUCUGAAAUCCAACCGGCAAACGAAAUAGCACAACUUUUAGAUGCAAAAGAUUCGGAAGGAGAUACCGCUUUAACAAUAUUUGCCAGGAACGGGGCUAGGAAAUGUAUUCGUGUUUUAACAAAUUUUCAUGCCAGUUUACAUAUCCCUAAUAACCAAGGACGAACAGCAGAAGAAUAUAUCAUUGAAUAUGAACGUCAACGUCAAAGUUUGCCUCAUAGACAGAAUUCAUUAUAUCUUAAUCAACAAUCCGUAGAUAAUUAUAAUAAACACUAUGAAACCUCGAAACUUUCAGCACCAUAUUCUCGAUUUAUGAAUACACAUUCUCAACCUCAUUUAUCUGAAGCAGCAAUUAAGGCUACUCAGGAAAUCCUUCCUGAAAUUCAAGAAAAGCUAAAGCUUCUAGCUAAUGCAUAUGACGCAGAACUAAAAGAUAAAGAGGCUUAUCAUACUCAGGCGCUUGAAUUACUUGCUAAUAUGAACAGGGAAAUUGAAAUAUCCAGAAAAUCUCUCCAAGAAAUAAUUGGUACUGAUCCAAAUGCUGCUGAAAUACAAAAGCAAACAAUAGAAAAUGCUAACAAAGAAAUGGAAGCAGCAUCUAAGAAAUUAAGAAUUGUUAUUGAAAAAAACCAAUCUAGGGAAUUAGCUAGAUUAAUUAAAGAAGAAAUACUAGCCUUUCAAUAUACUACUAAAUCACAUGAAAAUGAAAAUAGAAAAGAAAAAGAACGUUUAAUUUAUGAAUUACAGAACUUGCAGAAAGAACGUCGGAAACUUAUUGAUACUAUUGUAGAACUUUUUGCAGCGGCUGGUAUCGGGGAAAGAAUGAACGAAUACCGAAAGCUUAUUGCUAUGAGUUGUGGAUUGAAUAUUGAAGAUGUUGAUAAUGUUUUGGAUGCAAUUGAAGAAGUACUAACAGGCAAUCCCGAUGAUAUGACAGAGGAACAAGCCGAAUCUGUUGUCCUUGUUUAA
Messenger RNA from Pneumocystis murina B123, 2009 nucleotides. RefSeq lists its product as hypothetical. The coding region runs from base 21 to 2009 and encodes 662 amino acids. Gene Ontology annotation, molecular function: transcription regulator activity; protein binding; DNA binding. Lineage: Eukaryota; Fungi; Ascomycota; Pneumocystomycetes; Pneumocystales; Pneumocystaceae. Gene Ontology annotation, cellular component: MBF transcription complex; SBF transcription complex. The transcript is spliced from 3 exons. The record is from RefSeq and is a predicted model, not a curated record.